AUGAAUGAAGAAGAACCGGAAGGAGACGUUAUUCAAGUACGUCCAUGUGAGGAAUUGGUAGUUCCCAGAAGAAAUGUUCGCCCAGAUCAUGACAUUAGUUUCUAUAGGAAAAUUGCAUAUGGAGUUGGACAUUUUUACAAUGAUUUGUGUGCAAGUAUGUGGUUUACAUACCUGAUGAUAUAUAUGGAGAAAGUUUUGAAAUUACAAAGUAGUCGAGCCGGAAUGUUAAUGCUUAUUGGACAGGUGACUGAUGCAAUUUCCACUCCACUUGUAGGAAUAUUCAGUGAUUCAAGUAUACUACCCUCGUGGUUUGAUAAAAUUGGAAGGAGGAUAUCAUGGCAUCUAAUCGGUACCAUAUUGGUAUCAAUAUCGUUUCCCAUGAUUUUCAAUAGAUGCUUCCUAUGUAAAAGUGAUACGUCAGAAUGGUACGAAGUACUGUGGUUUGUACCAUUUAUUAUGGUUUUUCAGUUUGGAUGGGCCUCUGUACAAAUUUCUCAUCUGGCCCUUAUUCCUGAAUUAUCUUCUGUACCCUCCAGCAGAGCCACUAUGAAUUCAUUGAGGUAUGCAUUCACUGUGAUAGCAAAUCUCUCGGUAUUUUUUGCACUCGCCUGGUUAUUAUCAGAAUCUACAGGUCACUCAACUAUUGGACCGUGGGAUUUGAGUCAUUUUAGGAUCGCAGGAUGGUUGGUAGUGAUUCUUGGUAUCACCGUGUCAUUUGUGUUUUACGCUUUCACCAGAGAACCAACAAACCAGCGAAGGAUAAGUAGACUCAAUUCAUUUUCCUCGGAUGCAAGUGAGCUUGCCCGUAUGCAUUGGACAAGUUGGUUUGGCCACAUUCAAUUCUAUCAGAUUGCUCUGCUCUAUAUGCUAUCUCGUUUGUAUAUAAACAUAUCACAAGUCUAUUUCCCAUUUUAUAUCACUAUGACACAGAAUUACGAAAAAACCUACGUUGCAAUCCUACCAAUGGUAUCAUAUUUAUCUUCAUUCUCUGUUUCAAUGAUCAACAGUACACCUUUAGUUAGCAAACUAUCCAAAAAGAUUCUAUAUACAAUUGGGUUAGCAGCUGGUUUGAUGUCAUGUGCUACAAUGUUGCUCGACCUACCAGGAUGGAGAAUUUACGGGCUGGCAGUAGGAAUAGGAAUAGCACAAGCCAUUUUACUGAUAACAUCACUGUCAAUCACAGCUGAUCUGAUCAACAAAAAUACAGAAAGUGGUGCUUUCGUCUACGGAGCAAUGAGCUUCUUUGACAAACUUUCAAACGGAGUCGCUUAUCAAAUCAUUGAAUUGUGGACUCCCACUUAUGACGCCUUCAAACCACAUCAAGCGAGCGCCAUUUUUUAUCGACGAGUGAUGGUAUUCGUACCCGGAACAUGUUUGGUCCUUGCCUUUUUGGUUCUCUUAUCUCUAGCUCCUUUCACAAUUGGAGAAAGGAGAAGAGCACGUCCUGUUAGAGAUGACGAGCAAGCUAUUCUAGACGACCAAGAUGACGAUGCAUACCCGGAAAUCACUUCUGCAUAA
This is a messenger RNA of Caenorhabditis remanei, 1518 nucleotides long. RefSeq lists its product as uncharacterized. Lineage: Eukaryota; Metazoa; Nematoda; Chromadorea; Rhabditida; Rhabditidae. The record is from RefSeq and is a predicted model, not a curated record. Gene Ontology annotation, cellular component: membrane. Gene Ontology annotation, molecular function: symporter activity. Gene Ontology annotation, biological process: carbohydrate transport. The transcript has 14 exons. The coding region runs from base 1 to 1518 and encodes 505 amino acids.